Molecule: messenger RNA, 858 nt
Organism: Malaclemys terrapin pileata
Lineage: Eukaryota; Metazoa; Chordata; Testudines; Emydidae
Product: fatty acid-binding protein 5-like
Exons: 4
Coding region: 262-663 (133 amino acids)
Biological process (GO): fatty acid transport
Cellular component (GO): nucleus; cytosol
Molecular function (GO): fatty acid binding
Source: RefSeq, a predicted model, not a curated record
CUCGCCUGGCGCCCCCGGGCAGGCACUCUCCUGGCGGGAGUGGCGGUGUGAACCUCACCCCGCUCUGUCCUCCCGGGGGCUGAUGAGCGAAGGGGGCGAGGGCCGGGAGUAGGAACCCCUGACGUUGUCGGUCCCCAUUGGUUCUCUCCCGCAGCACAUGUUCAGGGGCAUCUGGAUAAAGACGCCUCUGGCCCCUGUCUGCCUCCUACAUCGUCCUCCAGCCUCCACCUCCUGCGGGACACCUCCUAGCGAGCCGGCACGAUGAGCAUAGACGAUUUUGUAGGCAAGUGGAGCCUCAUCUCCAGCGAAGGCUUUGAGGAGUACAUGAAGGAAUUAGGUGUGGGUGUGGCCCUGAGGAAAAUGGGGAGCAUGGCCAAACCAGAUGUUUACAUCAGCAAGGAUGGAGAUACAAUCACCAUAAAAACAGAAAGCACCUUUAAAUCUUCACAGCUCAGCUUCAAGCUGGGUGAGAAAUGUGAGGAAAAUACAUUAGAUGGCAGGAAAGUUCAGACUCUUGUCACCUUAGAUGGUAACACAUUGACUCAGCUCCAGCAGUGGGAUGGCAAGGACUCCACAAUAACACGGAAGAUAGAGGAUGGGAAACUGGUGGUGGAAUGUGACAUGAAUGGUUGCAAGUGUAAGAGAGUCUACCAGAAAGCAUGAGGACAUUGUCUCCAUACUGGAGUUUGCUACAAACGAGCUCAGUUUAGCGAACAAAGCUCCUCUACUCUCCAGGUUUUUCCUUUUCCCUGUUUUGUAGUAUUUCAAUGGACUGCACAGCUGUGUGCAAUCAUAUUUCAAAGCGAUGAUGUAACUAUUCUGAACGGUUGUGGCUGUUAAAUAAAAUUUUCAGAUAUA